UUUCCAUGCCAUUCUCCCGAGGUCCGGAUACUUAGUGCUUCAUAUUUUCUUGAGAAACCAGCAUAUCCAGAAGGUAGAGCGAAGACCGAAACCCUUCGACGAAUUUCGAAUGCCUUAUGUUCCAAAGAGGGGGUCAUGGACACCAGGAAAAGGAACCCGGCGGAAGUCGAUCGAGUUCCGAGGCGGGUUGGACGGUGGUUCCGAGUGGUCGAGAUCCGACCGCCGAGAUUCCUCGCCCUCCCCUUUCUCUUUCGGGCUUCGGAACUCAUCCUCUUUUGCGUCCCAUCAUGGCCGCACAACUGGAGCCUCGGCUAGCACGAUCCUGUGAUCAUUGCAAAGCAAAGAAGAUCCGCUGUCUACGGCCCUUGGACAGUGUUACCUGCACGCCUUGCCUCAACCGAAACAUCGAAUGCCAUUACAGUCUCACGCGGAGACGGUUGAAGCCGAAAGAAGCCCGCGCCUCACCCAGUUUACGUACAACACACAAACUAUCUCAGGUGACAGGACAUUAACAUUAUCCCAGUUGAAACCAGCCCUCAAAGCCAGAAAA
Aspergillus sclerotioniger CBS 115572 is the source of this 550-nucleotide messenger RNA. RefSeq names its product Zn(II)2Cys6 transcription factor domain-containing protein. The coding region runs from base 117 to 512 and encodes 131 amino acids. Gene Ontology annotation, molecular function: DNA-binding transcription factor activity, RNA polymerase II-specific; zinc ion binding. The record is from RefSeq and is a predicted model, not a curated record. Gene Ontology annotation, biological process: regulation of DNA-templated transcription. The transcript is spliced from 3 exons. Lineage: Eukaryota; Fungi; Ascomycota; Eurotiomycetes; Eurotiales; Aspergillaceae.